AUGUUCUCUGUAGCUCUGAUGCUGCUGCUGGCAGCUGGAUCCUGUGUGAAGUGUGAACAGUUGACACAGCCAGCCUCAGUGACUGUGCAGCCAGGUCAACGUCUGACCAUCACCUGUCAGGUCUCUUAUUCUGUUAGCGACUAUUACACAGCUUGGAUCAGACAGCCUGCAGGGAAAGGACUGGAGUGGAUGAGUUAUGACACAGACGUCAAAGAUUCACUAAAGAACAAGUUCAGUGUCAACUUAGACUCUUCCAGCAACACAGUGACUCUAAAUGGACAGAAUAUGCAGCCUGAAGACACUGCUGUGUAUUACUGUGCCAGAGAACUUAACUGUGACAACUGGGCUUUCGACUAUUGGGGAAAAGGCACUAUGGUAACAGUAACAUCAGCUUCAUCGACUGCGCCAACUUUGUUUCCCCUGAUACCAUGUGGCUCCGGGACCGGAGACAUGAUCACUCUUGGCUGCCUCGCCACCGGCUUCACACCCUCCUCACUGACCUUCUCAUGGAACAAAGAUGGUGUUGCCUUGCCCUCGACGGAUGUCAUUCAGUAUCCUUCAGCACAGAAAGGAAACGUUUAUACGGGAGUCAGUCAAGUUCGAGUGAGGAGACAGGACUGGGAUAGCAAGCAGGCUUAUCAGUGUGCCGUGACACAUCCAGCAGGAAAUGUUCAUACUGAAGACAUCCGUAAAAAAGAACCGCGAGUUAUCGCUCCAAAUAUCACAUUAUAUCCUGUCUGGGAAAGUGAUUUUGCGACCUCAGCAGUUAGACUUCUCUGCAUCCUAAGUGGCUUUUUCCCAGACGAACUGAGUGUGACAUGGCAACAAGACAACCAAAAUUUAAACAUCGAGAACACCACAAGGAAGCUGCAGAGUGUGGUGGAAGUGGAGAAGACCUUCAGUCUAAGCAGUGAGAUUGUGCCAAAUGAGACAGAGUGGAAAAAAGGUUCAACAUUUUCAUGCAAGGCCAGCCACAACAGCAAAGAGUUUGAAAAAUCAAUAAAUAUAUGUCAAUUCUAUGCAACUGCUCCUCCUUACAUUCAUGUGGAGAUUCCUAGCUUCAAGAUAGCAAUGAUGGCAGCAGUUAAGGUGAAAGCAACUUGUCUGGUCCACACUGUUUUUGAUGCUACGGUGACCUGGCUGUUGGAUCACAUACCUCACUCCAAUAACCAAGUGAACCCCACAAGAAACUCAACUCAUAUAAUGAGCAUUCUGACAGUUUCCUUAAGUCAGUGGAAAAAUAUGACGCUUCUUAAAUGUAAAGCUGCACAUAGAUGUUUCUCAUCCGCUGAAAAGACCAUCGUUGUUUCAAAAGCUGAAGUUACAAGUCCAUCAGUGGAGAUCAGGAGAUUUCUCCCAGAUAUACUGAAGGGAGACAGAGCUGUGCUCGAAUGUGUCAUCACACAACUUUCCUCCAGUGAUGUUUACGUCACCUUUCAGGCCAACAACACUGACAUCUCUGAUAAACAAUUUGUUGAUCUUCCUGAAAGCCCAGGCCCUCAUUCAACCAGUGAAUAUUUCACUGUCCCUAACAAGUACUGGCAAAAAGACACACGUUUCACCUGCAAAGUGAAUCUAGGCUUCUCCAACAGAAACAUCUCGUCAAGUUCAACUGUCAAUAUUUUUGUGGAUCUAUCAGUGGAGCUGCUGCUUCUUCCCAGUGAUGAGUCAGGACCACAGACACUCAUAUGCUCUGGAAAGGGCUUCAACCCUCAAAUUGAGUGGUUUCAUGAGUCUCAGCAAAACACUACUGACAUCAGUCUGGCUGCAGAUGGACUUGUGGUAGUAACCAGUCAACUACAAGUCCCCCAAACAGACUGGAAAACAGGGAAGGUCUUCACUUGUCAAGUGUCUGAUGGGUCUCUGAAUACAAAUGUCACGAAGAACAUCAGCCUCUGCUCAGUAACUCUACCAUCAUAUCAGACAGUUGGUGUGUAUGUUUGGGGACCGCCCGUCCAGCAGCUUCAGGACAAGGGACAAGUGACUAUCACCUGCCUUCUGGUUGGCUCUCAUCUCAGUGAUUUCUCCAUCACCUGGAAAGUAGGUGGGAGCAGUUAUUCUCCAAAUAUGCGUACGGAGCCACCAGAGAGUCACAGGAAUGGGACAGAAACUUUGCGGAGCUUCCUCAGUGUGUCAGCAGAAGAUUGGCACACAUAUAAACAAGUAUCUUGUGAGGGAAAGCACAAAUGUUCCAACCAAGUCUACAAGGACCAUAUAAGCAAAAGCACAGGUACUGAUAUACCAUAGCAUCAAGUAGAUUCUUUAUGAUUCAUUAUUGCUGUUUGUGAAUGUUUAGAGUUGUGCAUAGUUUGAGAAGUCAAGAUAACAUUGGAAACUCAACAGCUAGAAACAAUAUUUUCCAUGAUGCUGGUUGUGACUAGUAAGGAUUCCACUUAUUCUUGUGUUGUCAAGCAUGAAUCAUCUGAAACGUAUUUUAAAAGCACUAUAAAGGAUGUGUUUGCCAGUGUGACCCCCACCAAACCUAUAGCCACCUUGCUCCAGGGCUCUGCUGAACUCUUGUGCCUGGUGUUUGGCUUCAGUCCUGCUUCCAUUAACAUCACUUGGCUCCUUGACGACACACAGGAGCUGUUGGACUACAACACCAGUGAACCCCACAGAGGCCCAGAUGGAAAGUUCAGCAUCCAAAGCCGCCUUCAUCUGUCCCGAUCCAACUGGUUAUCUGGGGCAGUCCACACCUGCAGGGUAACACACGCAACCAUCACCCUUUCUCUGAAUACAUCUAAACCAGUAAUCAUGGAGGACUGCGGUUUCUUAGAUGACAUUAUGCAUGCUGAUGUUAACCAGGACAUAGGCGUGGAAAGCUGGUAUAUGGCUGUCAUGUUCCUCGUUUUGUUCAUCAUCUCCAUAGUCUACGGUGUCUUGGCUACCCUAUUCAAGACUAAAUGAUGAUGACCACAGGACAGCUCCUACUUUAUGUGGACUUUUGAAAAGUAUUAUGAACUGAUUGUGAUUUUAUAUUUCAACUUCAUUAUACAA
Scomber japonicus (chub mackerel) is the source of this 2997-nucleotide messenger RNA. RefSeq names its product immunoglobulin heavy constant delta (gene ighd). Lineage: Eukaryota; Metazoa; Chordata; Actinopteri; Scombriformes; Scombridae. The record is from RefSeq and is a predicted model, not a curated record.